GCGUGGAUGGUUGGAAGAGGCUGCUACCAUGAGAUUGAAUCAGAACACCUUGCUGCUGGGGAAGAAGGUGGUCCUUGUACCCUACACCUCAGAUCAUGUGCCCAGGUACCACGAGUGGAUGAAAUCAGAAGAACUGCAGCGUUUGACAGCUUCAGAGCCACUGACCCUGGAGCAAGAGUAUGCGAUGCAGCACAGCUGGCGAGAAGACCCGGACAAGUGCACCUUCAUUGUGCUGGAUGCAGAGAAGUGGCAGGCCCGGCCAGGCAUCAUGGAAGAGAGCUGCAUGGCAGGAGACGUCAACCUCUUCCUCACAGAUCUAGAAGACCCUACCGUGGGGGAGAUUGAGGUCAUGAUUGCAGAGCCCAGCUGCAGGGGCAGGGGCCUUGGCACUGAGGCUGUUCUCAUGAUGCUGUCUUAUGGAGUGACCAAACUAGGUCUGACCAAGUUUGAGGCUAAAAUCGGGCAAGGAAAUGAACCAAGCAUCCGGAUGUUCCGGAAACUUCACUUUGAGCAGGUGGCUGUGAGCAGCGUCUUCCAGGAGGUGACGCUCAGACUGAUCAUGAGCGAGCCUGUACGGCAGUGGCUUCUGGAGCAGACCAGCCAUGUGGAAGAGAAGCCCUACAGAGAUGGGUCAGCAGAGCCCUGCUGACAGUGGGCCUGUGUGCGGCCGCCCUGCGUG
Molecule: messenger RNA, 679 nt
Organism: Propithecus coquereli (Coquerel's sifaka)
Lineage: Eukaryota; Metazoa; Chordata; Mammalia; Primates; Indriidae
Gene: NAT9
Product: N-acetyltransferase 9 (GCN5-related, putative)
Exons: 7
Coding region: 29-649 (206 amino acids)
Biological process (GO): protein acetylation
Molecular function (GO): N-acetyltransferase activity
Source: RefSeq, a predicted model, not a curated record